This is a messenger RNA of Myotis brandtii (Brandt's bat), 5202 nucleotides long. RefSeq names its product uridine-cytidine kinase-like 1. NCBI's taxonomy places the organism in Eukaryota, Metazoa, Chordata, Mammalia, Chiroptera, Vespertilionidae. Bases 1236 to 4079 code for a protein of 947 amino acids. The transcript is spliced from 17 exons. Gene Ontology annotation, cellular component: cytoplasm. Gene Ontology annotation, molecular function: ATP binding; zinc ion binding; kinase activity. The record is from RefSeq and is a predicted model, not a curated record.
GGAUAAAGACUGGGAGGGGGGGUCCCAGCAGGCAUCUGCACCAACGGCCACUUGAGGUCAUCAUGGGGCUUGGGUGGCUGAUGGUGGCAGGUCUCCUGUGGAAGUGGCAGUGUGAGGCCUUUCAGAGAAGUUUGUUCAGACCUUUCUAGACCUAUACCUCUCUCCAGGCCCAGGAUCUGGGCACCUCCUGGGCAAUGGGCAGUGACUGUACUGACCUCUGACCUCAACCUUACUGAUAGCUUCUGUAAUUCCUUUCCCAUCCUCUCUGAUCUCAGUUAGUUAGAAACUGCCAGGAGAGGGGUCACUUGUUCACAUCGCCCCCUACCCACCCUCUUCUGCAGCCUUGGGUGUCCCUGUUAGAGGACCCAGUAGGACUGAGCUCAGAGUCCCUCCAGUUCUCAUGCCCAUGCAGGCCCAGCUCACGUGGCGAGGUGUUCCCUGUGGCUGGUGGCCAGUAGUCUCUGCAGUGGUGCUGGUGGCCCUGUAGAUGGGGACAGAGAGGUUCCAGAGGGUGGAGGUGAGGACAGCCAGGUGGAGGAUGGCCGAGGAGCCCAGCCUGCAUGUGGCCUCCCUCGGGGUGGAGGGGCCCCAGCAGGAACAAACAGAGAGAGGGUCACAUAGGAAGGAUCCACUAGGACAGGGACCUCCUUCCUUGGUCCUGCCUCUGGAAAGGGACGCAUGCAGUUGGGGAGGGGUUAGGGGUCCUCAGUGCCCGCAUUGGCCAUCUUCCAUCUGUGUCCUGGGAGAAAGAUCCAGGGGCACCUGCCUGGGUAGGGUGGCAUUGCCUUGGGGCUGGGUGGGGCUGUGAAGGAAGGUGUCCCAGGGUGCCCGGCCAACACAGCCUGAGUGCCAGCAGCCAUGUGGUGUCAUAAUUGGCCCCAGGAGCGAUGCUGUUAAUCUCCUGCCUGAGCACUCUCCCUCUCCUGGGGCCACCCAGCCCUGUGCCGGGCGUGAGGUGCGUGGCUCUCGGCACCUCUGCACUGUGUCUAGGACACAUGGAGCCCAUUGGACCUGAUGAGGGUCUCAGGACAGGGUCAGAUCCUUCCAAGCUGAUGGGGUCUCCUGGGGAGAGCUCAGCUGGGCAGUCACUCCCCUAAACUAGAAGCCGCCCAUCACCUGCUUUCCCUGUGACCAAGAGCACAGGCAGGCUGGCUCCCUUUUCUGCAGCCAAUGAGCAGGUCUGUCUGGGGGUGGGGUGCAAGGACAGCCAUUUCAAGUCCCGAGAGCCAGCCCUGAUGGACCUCACAGGUCUGUCCACUUGCUCUGCAGCAAUGACUGAUCCUUUCUGUGUUGGAGGCGGCCGCCGGCUCCUGGGGUCCAGCAAGAGUGGGCCUGGGAAGGAUGGCAGCCAGAAUGAGGUCCGACUUCCUGUGCGGCAUGAUCCAAAGCUGGGGUUGCCGGUGGCCCGGGGUGGGCAGACAAUGCCUAGCCAGGCCCCACUCUGCUUUGACCCGGGAAGUCCAGCCAGCGACAGGACAGAAGGGAAGAAAAAGGGGCGUCCGAAAGCUGAGAACCAGGCCCUCCGAGACAUUCCCCUCUCUCUGAUGACCCAGUGGAAAGACGAAUUCAAGGUGCACUCACGGGUGAAGUGUCCCAGCUCAGGGUGCUGGCUGGAGUUCCCCAGCAUCUACGGGCUCAAGUACCAUUACCAGCGGUGCCAAGGGGGUGCCAUCUCAGAAAGGCUGACCUUUCCCUGCCCCUUCUGUGAGGCCGCCUUCACCUCCAAGACCCAGCUGGAGAAGCACCGGAUUUGGAACCACAUGGACCGACCCCUGUCUGCCCCCAAGCCUGGGCCAGUCAGCCGGCCAGUCACCAUUAGUCGGCCCAUUGGGGUCAGCAAGCCCAUUGGAGUGAGCAAACCUGUCACUAUUGGCAAGCCUGUGGGUGUCAGCAAACCCAUCGGUAUCAGCAAGCCAGUGACAAUCAGCAGGCCUGUGCCGGUCACCAAGCCAGUGACGGUCAGCAGGCCUGUGCCGGUCACCAAACCAGUGACGGUCAGCAGGUCCGUGCCGAUCACCAAGGCUGUGCCGGUCACUAGACCUGUGCCGGUCACCAAGCCCAUACCAGUCACCAAGUCUGUGCCCGUCACCAAGGCAGUGCCAGUCAGCAAGCCAGUGCCAGUCACCAAACCAGUGACCACAAACAAGCCGGUGCCGAUGACAAAACUUGUGACAGUUACGAAACCUGUGCCAGUCACAAAGGCCGUGACAGUCAGUAGGCCCAUUGUGGUCAGUAAGCUGGUGACAGUCAGCAGGCCCAUGGCCAUCAGCAGACACACACCGUCCUGCAAAAUGGUGCUGCUGACCAAGUCUGAGAACAAAACUCCUCGGGCCACGGGGAGGGCCAGUGGGAAAAAAAGGGCUGCGGACAGCCGGGACGCCUGCCCCCUCCCACCCAAGCAGGCGCGGUCAGAGAGCGGGGAGUGUGGCCCACCCACCACAGGCCAGGGCUCAGCCCUCCAGCCCAGCACAGACCCCAGCAGUGGCCCCCUUUCUCUAGGCAGCAGGCCCUUGGGGGGCAAGGAGGUGCCAAGGGCCACAGGCCCUGUGUCCCUGCCUGAAGAGGGAGCUGAGCGCAUGAAGCACAGAAGGAAACAGAAAACACCCAAGAAGUUCACAGGGGAGCAGCCAUCCAUCUCAGGAACCUUCGGACUCAAAGGCCUGGCCAAGGCAGAAGACAAGUCCCGAGGCUACCGUGCCAAGAAGCAGGAGGGGCCUGGCCCCGAGGAUGUCCGAAAGAAGGCGCCGGCCCCCGCCAACACUGUCGGCAAGGAGGCGCCGGCCCCCGUGGCCCACUCAACCCCAGGUGGCCCUGAGGAACAGUGGCAACGGGCCAUUCAUGAACGGGGGGAGGCCGUCUGCCCCACGUGCAACGUGGUCACCCGGAAGACCCUCGUGGGGCUCAAGAAACACAUGGAGGUGUGUCAGAAGCUGCAGGAUGCCCUCAAGUGCCAGCACUGCCGGAAGCAGUUCAAGUCCAAGGCCGGUCUGAACUACCACACCAUGGCUGAGCACAGCGCCAAGCCCUCUGACACGGAGGCCUCCGAGGGGAGUGAGCAGGAGGAGCGCGAACGACUGCGCAAGGUGCUGAAGCAGAUGGGGAGGCUGCGUUGCCCCCAGGAGGGCUGUGGGGCCGCCUUUUCCAGCCUCAUGGGCUACCAGUACCACCAGCAGCGCUGUGGGAAGCCGCCCUGCGAGGUAGACAGUCCCUCCUUCCCCUGUACCCACUGCGGCAAGACCUACCGCUCCAAGGCUGGUCAUGACUACCACAUGCGCUCGGAGCAUACAGCCCCGCCCCCCGAGGAGCCCCAGGACAAGCCCCCUGAGGCCGAGGACCUGUUGGGUAUCGAGCGGACCCCCAGCGGCCGCAUCCGCCGCACGUCGGCCCAGGUUGCCGUGUUCCACCUGCAGGAGAUUGCAGAGGACGAACUGGCCCGAGAUUGGACCAAGAGGCGGAUGAAAGAUGACCUGGUGCCUGAGACGGCUCGGCUCAACUACACUCGGCCAGGCCUCCCCACACUCAGCCCCCAGCUGCUGGAGACCUGGAAGAACGAAGUCAAGGAGAAAGGCCACGUCAACUGUCCCAAUGACUGCUGUGAAGCCAUCUACUCCAGUGUGUCCGGCCUCAAGGCCCACCUCGCCAGCUGCAGCAAGGGAGACCAUCUGGUGGGAAAGUACCGCUGUCUGCUGUGUCCGAAGGAGUUCAGCUCUGAGAGUGGCGUCAAGUACCACAUCCUCAAGGCCCAUGCAGAGAACUGGUUCCGCACUUCGGCAGACUCGCCUCCCAAACACAGGAGCCAGGGAUCACUGGUACCCAGGAAGGAGAAGAGUCUGGCAGGCGGGAAGAAGCGGGGCCGCAGGCCCAAGGAGCGGCUCCCUGAGGAGCCUGCACCCAAGAUGGCCCCCCACCAGGAGGACUGGCCCCCAGGAGGCAGAGACAAGGGGGCCCAGGACUCCACUGGCCGGAAGGUUGCUGCAGGCACACCUGGGCUGGGGCUCCCUGAGAAGGGCCAGUGGCAGUCACAGAAGUGCAGUCGCCUGGAGGGACAUUCACAGGCCUGGCAGAGCCUGGAGGGGUAGAGGGAGGGUCUGCAGCCUGGGCCUCGGUGCCAUGGGGGUGGUGCAGAGUGGCCAGAUGCCUUUUGGCCCCAGCCAUGAGCGCUGCGUGCCCCACCUGCUUCCUCAGGCCCAAGGCUCGGGGGUCCCUGCUUCUGGGCUGAUGAAGGUACCUCAGCAGCCUCGCCUCUCUACCCAACACUGGAACCCCAGCACCCCCAGCUACCUCCCUGGACAGACCCUGAGUCUGAUCGCUGCCGUGCUGACCUGGUGGUCCGUCCCCUUCACCCUUCCCGCCUCUGGUUCCUCAGCUUCUGUUCUCUACCUCUCCAGGCCCACCCUCCCUGCCGGUGUGACCCCUGCUGUGCUUGGGCCCCGACCCACUGGCUUGUGUCCAUCCUGGUGGGGAGAAAGUGGCCCCGCCAACGGGCUCUCUGCCACCCCCAGCGGUACUCCCUGCUUGGGGCAAGGGAGGGCCUCUGGUUUUCCGCUUGCAGGGCAGCAGGAGCUGGGGCCACGAGGAGCACGCUCUAGCUUGGCCGUCACUGUGGGCCUGGCUGGGAUAGCCUGAUAGGUUAGGGAUAGCCCAGUCUGGGCCCUGGGGCCAUGGGCAUGUCGGGGAGGGAACUGAGCCCAGCUCUGCGGAUUGAGCACUGCAGGAAGCAGCCUGUCUGCUGGUCUGGCCUGGCCUGUGGCCAGGCUCCUGUGGGAACACCCCACCCUUUGUUUUUACCUGCCCCUUUGUUUCUGGUUGCGUGGUCUUUUGAUGUGAGAGCUGAAGGCCAGGGAGGGGCUCGCUGAGGUCACAGUAGGUUGAUGGGAGCUCGGGCUGCCUUGGCUCCCUUUGGGACCUUGAGGACAGCUAGGCCUGCAGGUUGGGCAGGGUUCAGGCUGGAGUCCAGGGCACCUGGAGGAGUGGGUCCACACCUCUGGCCUCCUCCCUGGGCCCCGCCUUCCAGCUGUGGCGUUGCCUGGGGAGGAGGACACUCGGAGUCACUGGGUUUGGAUGGAGGCUAUUUUCCAUAGCGGGUGGGGGUGGGCUGAGGGCUCGGCCUUGCCGAUCCUGGACGAUGUGAAUUUUGAUACUUUCCUGUGUGCUUGUUUCUCCUGGGUGUGUAGUGGAUGCCAGUCUUGUGGCUGUGACAAG